Molecule: messenger RNA, 981 nt
Organism: Onychomys torridus (southern grasshopper mouse)
Lineage: Eukaryota; Metazoa; Chordata; Mammalia; Rodentia; Cricetidae
Gene: Tmem72
Product: transmembrane protein 72
Exons: 5
Coding region: 19-849 (276 amino acids)
Source: RefSeq, a predicted model, not a curated record
GCUCACACCUCUGGCACCAUGAAGCUCCAGGUAUUCUGGACUGGGCUGGAGUACACCUGCCGGCUCUUGGGUAUCACCACUGCUGCAGUGUUAAUUGGAGUGGGCACUGAGACCUUCCUCCGGGGACAGUUCAAAAGCCUGGCCUUCUAUCUGCUGUUUACAGGAGUCACCAUCUCCGUGUGUGAAGGGACCUACUUUGUGGCACAACUGUUGGCCAUCUGCUUCAAGUGUCAGCCGGGGUCUCUGGCACACAGAGCAAGGGAGAAGGCCCACUGGCUGGGCUGCUUCCAGAAGUUCCUGGCCUACAUGCUACUGUCUGUGGCCUGCUUCCUCCACCCUGUCCUGGUCUGGCAUGUGACCAUUCCAGGCUCCAUGCUAAUCAUCACUGGCCUGGCCUACUUCCUGCUGAGCAAGCGGAAGAAAAGAAAGGCUGCCCCAGAAGUGCUGGCCCCCACAGACCAGUACACAGACCCUUCCAGCAGCAUUGUGAGCACCACAGGUUCUGGGGACACUGAGCAAACGUAUACUUUCCAUGGGGCCCUCAAGGAGGGGCCUGGCUCAUUCUUCAUCCACAUGAAGAGCAUCCUGAAGGGGAACAAGAAGCCACGUGUCCUGCAGCCCCAAGAUACCUUAAUGGAACUGGCGCUGGAGCCAGCUGACUCCUUGGCCAAGAAGAAGCAGGUACACUUUGAAGACAAUGUGGUCAGAAUCAUCCCGUCCCUCACUGAAGGUCUGGAUGACAGUGACAGUGGGCCAGAGGAAACUGCCUCUGACACGACCCCCAUCAUUCCUCCUCCCUCCCAGACCCCGCUCUUUCUGCCUUCUCUCAUGGCCACUGACCUGUUCUGAGCUUCUCAGCUAGAGGUCUACAGAUGGAUGGACCUGCCAGAGGACUCCUAAUAGCCAUGGUCCCUGUAGAGAACUCAGGGUAUUCAUUUGGUCAGCUGCUCUACACAUCUCAGUGGAGACUUGAGCUUCAGA